AUGCUGAAGACCACCGACAUUGCUGUGUCCAAGUACCACGACGAGCCGCUGGUGGCGGUGGCAUCGUUUUUCAACGGGAUCACCGUGCCCCCGCUGAUCCCUUUCACUGGCUACGUGAACAAGCGCCAGCGCCAUGUCCUCCAUGGCGAGGGCCAAACCCUCGAUUAUAACGGCAGUGACGACGCCGCCGGCGAUAACGACUACUACGUCGCGGUGUACGACGCCAAGCUGAAGCUGAUGGAGGUGUUCCCCGCCCCCGUGGUGGAGGCGCUGGUGACGGCGCGCCUGAAGCGUCGCUUCGACGGGCCCGACGUCAAGCUGUCGGGCCAACGGUUCGCUACUCAGCGGAACGCCUUGGGCGAGGCCUUCGGGACCAAGAAGGCGAAGCUGGCCAUCGCCAACCUCGAGCGCAACCGUAUCGACGCCGACAAGUUGCUGGGGAUGGAGUUGGACAUCGUCGACACUGUGCGCGAAGGCACGGGGCUGUUACCGUCCAAGGACCACAUGGAGAAGCUGGUGGUGGAGGCGCGCCCCACUCCUCCUUGCAACCCCGACGCCACGCUGGUUUCCGAAGUAUACCCGGUGCUGGGGAUCUUGCUGAAGGCGGAGUUGGCGGCGAUCAGAGUCCAGCCGAUCAUGGACGAGCUCGACCACGAGGCGCAGUUGGCGAUGAUGCCCCACCUGAAGCUGGCGUACCUCGCCAAGCACUUGCCGGCGGCGGUGGCGCUGGGCAACACCCGCAAGGUCCAGUUGUUGUACUACAUUUCCCUCCUCUUGGGGGUGUACGCCUCGCGGCGAGUACGCGACAAGCAGAUGCUUCUGACGCGGCUCCACGAGCCGGCGGCGGUGCUUUUGGACGGGGUGUUGGAGCGGUUCACCGUGCCCCGCACGCUGACGUUUGGCAAGCUGAAGGACCGGCUGUUCACCAUCGACCCCCACCACGAAGACAAGCUCUUGUGCUACAUGCUUGCCCUCAUGAUGCACGUCGACAGCUUCCUCGUCGAGUUGCCGCCGUUGGCCAAUGAGCUCCAGAUGAAGCCGUUGCGCCUCGUCAGUUUGUUCAAGGCAUUGGGCGCCACCAUCAAGAGCGCCACCGUGGGCCAGGCCGAGGCGUUCGGCGUGCCCAAGUCGCAAGCGGCCAACCACAAGGUGGCGACGUUGAAGGUGCCGUUCAAGUUGCCGCAAAUGACUAGAAUCGCGCGUAAGACCUAG
This is a messenger RNA of Diutina rugosa, 1212 nucleotides long. Its product is annotated as DNA-directed RNA polymerase I subunit. The transcript has a single exon. Gene Ontology annotation, biological process: RNA polymerase I preinitiation complex assembly; nucleolar large rRNA transcription by RNA polymerase I; transcription elongation by RNA polymerase I. NCBI's taxonomy places the organism in Eukaryota, Fungi, Ascomycota, Pichiomycetes, Serinales, Debaryomycetaceae. Gene Ontology annotation, molecular function: DNA binding. The record is from RefSeq and is a predicted model, not a curated record. Bases 1 to 1212 code for a protein of 403 amino acids. Gene Ontology annotation, cellular component: RNA polymerase I complex.